Molecule: messenger RNA, 1038 nt
Organism: Talaromyces stipitatus ATCC 10500
Lineage: Eukaryota; Fungi; Ascomycota; Eurotiomycetes; Eurotiales; Trichocomaceae
Product: ubiquitin-conjugating enzyme, putative
Exons: 4
Coding region: 1-1038 (345 amino acids)
Source: RefSeq, a predicted model, not a curated record
AUGGCGUCUUCAAGAUUGCCGAAUAUACCUUCCCUGCGGAAACAACAAUUGUUCUUGGAAUUUCGGAGUCUUAAACAUGCACCGCCUGCUGGAGUUUACGUGAGCAUCACCAAUCCUACAGACCCAACCCAUUGGUCUGGAGUUAUAUUCAUCCGCAAAGGACCCUAUGCUUCGGCGAUCCUCCGUUUCAACAUCAAAUUCCCGCCCACUUAUCCUGAAUUACCACCACUCAUCACAUUCACGACCGACAUAUUCCACCCGCUAAUUGUUCCUUUGACCACAUACACAUUUACCACUGGCUCGUCAAAUGAAGCCCCAGUUAGCGCGACGGACGAGGAGCGCCUGUCUCCUGGAGCGUUCAGCUUACGGCAUGGCUUUCCUCAUUGGUUUGGAAGAGCUCGACGAACUGCAAAUAAUUCCGCGGCUGGGUCUCGCAAUGUCAGUGGAGGUAGCAUACCCCCUGCCACCGUAACGGAUCAAGAGGCAAAUGAGCAGACCCAACCUGAUGCAGGGAGUAGCUCCCCUGCACCAGGUAAUUCAAUUCCACAAGAAGGAGCUGAGCCCACUGCCGAGUCGUCGCUGCAAGAGACGCCAAAAGCUCCAGAGAACAACCCUCACAUCUCCAAAGCCCCUACAGCCAAUCCAUUUGAGAAGAAAGAUGAAACAGUCCAUGUAGUAACAUUGCUAGACUAUAUCCGCUCAACGUUUGAUGACGAGGCUGUACUUGAUUCUCUCCCGCUUGACGCAGCCGGAAAUCCGGGUGCAUGGCAUGCGUGGAAAGCACAUCGUUCGGGCCCAGGUACACCAAAUAAAAGAGGAACUCCGCAAACGCGUCUUCCUGGCGAGUGGAAUUGGGAGGGUGUAUGGGCAAAGCGGGUUCAGAGUGGGAUACAGGCAAGUCAAUCGGAUGCUGCAUUAUUUGCCAGCACUCCUCGAGCGGAAACAGAUUCUAUACGAUUCUUGGAUCUGGACCCUUCAGUCCUAAAUAGCGUCAAAGAAAAGCUGAUUGCGGGAUUGAAAGAGAAAGAAAGCGAAUAG